GUAAUUACUAGGUCAGGAGUGAACUGACAGACACACAUAGUCUGGAAUCACAUAAAAGAUGGGUGUUUACGCCAGUACAUUCCCCAAAAGCGGAGACACAAUUAUCUUGGAAUCAACAGACCCCUCACAGUCCAACUGGAUUACUGCUCAUGCCGAAACAUGUAAAUUGUCCAUCCCAGAGGUGCAACGGUGUUGGUCCAGAUUCCUUAUGCUUAAUCCAGACACCAAUGGCAACGUUAAACGAAGCUGCUUUUUAUCUAAUGAUGUAUUCAACAAGAAGAUACUUGAUCAAAUUCCAUCUGCAAAGGAUGAUGGUGUAACAUUUCAGACCUAUUGCAGUGCUGUUUCAUGGUUGGCAAGGGCUCCCCAAGAGAGCAAAAUAAGAGGACUGUAUCAGCUAUUAAUCUCAAAUACAUCGACAAAGGAAUCUCUGCAGAUGCUGCUUAAUAAUGUGUACCCUGAUGUAAGUCCUGAGACCAUUGAUGAUCUUUGCAAACGUCUGUUUCCUGAGACAGAUGUCAUCAAUGAAGAUCAGUUUGUGUCAUUAGUUCAAGCUAUACCACAAGCCCAGGUGGCAUCAGUGCUCAGCUUCUCUGUAAUCCCGCCAGAUCUAGAUGCUUCCCAUGAGCAGAGUUUGCCUUCCAUUAAGACAGCUACAGCAUUGGAGAACAAAGGGAGAGUUCAAGAUGACCAGCUGCAUCAUAUUGCCAUAGAAAUGACAAAAAGAAGGAGAGACUGGAGACUCUUGGCAAACCGCUUAGGAUUUCUAGAGAAGGAUAGCCGGUUCUUUGAGCAAGCUUACCCAGGAGUCAAAGACCAGAUACUGAAAAUGCUGUAUGAGUGGAGAAAUGCGGUGAGAGAGGACUUUCAAUCUCAGACUCUGCAGGAUGCUCUGAAACACACUGCCAACACAGAUAUUCUCAAUGAGGUCUUCACCCUUGGUUUUUAGCAUCACCAGCAUGGACAGUAAGAUGCUUUGAUUCCACCAGUCAUAUGUUAUACAGAAAAUACAUAAUUUCACAAAUAAACUAAAUUGAUUGCUAAUUUUUCUUACUGGUCUACUGAUUGCAUAGUGCAGGCCACUGGAGGCUUGAGUUGGAUACUUUGCCCAGUAUUUUGAAAAAUGCCAGAGCCAAGCUAGAAAUUAUAGAAAUCAUGCAUUUAAGAUAACCAAACCGUGACACUUGGGUUGGGGCGAAAGAAAGUGGGUGCUCCUACCGGAACACCCAUCUUGUGACUCUAGUGUCUCAAGGAGGCAUGUGAGAGUGGCAAAGAAGGUCUGUGCUGCAACAUCACAGACCUCCAUGGCUUGUUCACCUCCCUAGGUUGGUCAGGAAAGGAAAGAUCAGAGGAUCCCCCCAGUGGGGCAGCUACCUAGGACAGUGUCUGAAAUGUUGGGAAGUACAAGGGGAUCUGUGGGUCAGGGUCCUUAAACUUUGUAUUGAUUUGAUUUUAGAAGAGGAUUUUAGAGGAUUUUAAACUUUCAUCUGCUUGGAAG
Spea bombifrons (plains spadefoot toad) is the source of this 1498-nucleotide messenger RNA. RefSeq lists its product as uncharacterized. The record is from RefSeq and is a predicted model, not a curated record. Lineage: Eukaryota; Metazoa; Chordata; Amphibia; Anura; Pelobatidae. Gene Ontology annotation, biological process: signal transduction. Gene Ontology annotation, molecular function: protein binding. The transcript has 8 exons. Bases 59 to 949 code for a protein of 296 amino acids.